AUGGCGACGACGGAGAAAAACUACGGGCCGCUCUUCGACGUCGACGGCUUCUCCGUCAUCGAGCAGGACGAUGGAGUCCCGUUCCGCGCCCGGAACGCCCACAUGCACCGCACUUGGGCGCGCACCUACACGAGCCUGCCCGAGCUCUACAUCCAGCCCGAAUCGCAGGCCGAGAUUGAGAAACUGGUGAAUCUGGCCCGCAGGCAUCGCCGCCGCGUUACCACAACUGGCUCGGGACACUCGCCGUCGGACAUGACGUGCACGUCGUCAUGGCUCGUCAACCUCGACAACUUUAGCAAGGUGUUCUCCAUCGACAAGGAAACGGGUAUUUGCUCCAUGCAGGCCGGCAUCCGCCUCCACCAGCUGAGCGCCGAACUUGCCGCCGUCGGCCUGUCUCUGCCCAGCCUCGGCAGCAUCAACGAGCAGAGCAUCGCCGGCGCCAUCAGCACCGGCACCCAUGGUAGUAGCAUCCACCACGGCCUCGUCAGCGAGAGCAUUCUUGCCCUCAAGAUCACCCUUGCCGACGGCCACACGUACUCGUGCUCUCCCGUCGACAACCCGGACCUCUUCCGCGCCGCCCUGCUGUCCGUCGGCGCCCUCGGAAUCAUUACCGAGGUCACUUUCAAGGCUGUGCCCGCCUUCUCGCUCGCCUGGGACCAAGCCAUCGACGCCGAUGCCCGCCUUUUUGAGCAGUGGGACACUACGCUGUGGACCCAGGGAGAUUUUGUGCGCAUUUGGUGGUUCCCCUACAUGCGCCGCGCCGCGGUGUGGAAGGCCGACGUGGUGCCCCAGUCCGACAUCGACUCGGGCAAGGUCGCUCACCGCGACCCACCAAAGAGCUUCUGCGAGAGCCGCCUGGGCUAUUUUGUCUACCACAACCUACUCGCGCUGGCACGCUGGGUGCCAUGCAUCACGCCCUUUGUCGAGUGGUUUGUGUUUGGACUCCAGUACGGCUUCCGCAACGGCGACCGUACGCGCGUCAGCGCUGUCCAGCCCAGCCAGCAGGCGUUCCUGCUCGACUGCCUGUAUAGCCAGUUUGUCAACGAGUGGGCCAUCCCGCUGCACCGUGGGCCCGAGGCCCUCAAGCGGCUCGGCGCCUGGCUGCAGGGCCUGAAGCCCGGCGACGUCGGCUACGUCGACCACGGCAUCCCCUUCAGUUCCAAGGGGCUCUAUGUCCACAGCCCCAUCGAGGUGCGCGCCAGCAACUCAAACGUGCAUACCAGCGCCGCCGCAAACAACCGGCCUUUCCUGGACCCCUCGCCCAAGGACGGCCCCGCCCUCUACCUCAAUGCCACCAUGUACCGCCCCUACCAUCGUGACCCGACCUACGAGGCCACGAAGCGCUACUACGAGGGCUUUGAGUGGCUCAUGCGCGACCUCGGCGGCCGGCCGCACUGGGCUAAGACCUUUUCCGUGGCCCCCGAAGAGUUCGCCGCCUGGUACGGCGACGAUUUUGCCAGCUUCCGCCGCGUCCGCGACGCCGUCGACCCCAACGGUCUCUUUGUCGGCCCCUGGCAUCGCCGCUACCUGCUGGGUAGCACCCUGCCGGUCAACAAUGUGCUCGAACGCCUCCCGCUCGAGGAGGUCGGCUUCGUGACAGAGCCCGCUGGCCGCAGCGGCGGUCUCCUUGUCCGCGGCGCCCAGAGCAUUGUCGUGCCCAACUAG
Messenger RNA from Lasiosphaeria miniovina, 1665 nucleotides. Its product is annotated as D-arabinono-1,4-lactone oxidase-domain-containing protein. Gene Ontology annotation, molecular function: D-arabinono-1,4-lactone oxidase activity; FAD binding. Bases 1 to 1665 code for a protein of 554 amino acids. NCBI's taxonomy places the organism in Eukaryota, Fungi, Ascomycota, Sordariomycetes, Sordariales, Lasiosphaeriaceae. The transcript has a single exon. The record is from RefSeq and is a predicted model, not a curated record. Gene Ontology annotation, cellular component: mitochondrion; membrane.